UGUAUUAUCUGCUUGCAGUUAGUCCGUUCGUGGCUUUGUUCAAAAGUCCUCUCAUUAUCCUUGGCAAGAUGCAACUUAUUUUCUUCUUGGUUAUUGUGCUACGUCUAGUGCCAACAGGUAGCAGGGAAACAGAGUAUAAUUCCUCUAACACGGCUAUCCUACACUGCAUAUUUCCGGAAAACUCUACGAGGACAGAUUUUGUAGUUUAUUUUUAUGACGAAAAUGGCAAAACAGAGCUGCUGGUGGAUUGUGCAUGGGAGAGGGACGAGCUUGAGUGCAUCCAACAAGAAGGUUUCAACUGCAGGUUACCUGUGCCCAAUACUGCAGAAAUCGAAGUACCUCAGAUAUUUGUUACCAGACCAAGCCAGAUCGGAUACACACUUAAUGGAGAUGACCCCAGUAAAGUCAACUUUUGUCAUUUUGUUGAAAACCAAAGUGAGGGACGAAAAGAAAGCCAGAAUAAAACUCAGCAAAUUAACAUAACCGAAAACAAUUAUGAUCACAAAGCAUCAAGUGACUUUCCUGUUUGGGUUAUCGGCCUUGUUAUUGGAGCAGUUCUCGCCGUUGGAGUAAUCGUGAUUGGCAUUGUGCUGUACAAGAAAAUUUGCAGAAAUUUCCAGACGCAUAAACCAGAGGAAUCGGAUGAAGAGUCUCCAUCCUUGGUGUCCACUGGAAACAGCAAAAGUGAUGACAACUCAAGUCGGUCAACUGUGAAAGAUCAGUUUUUUCCUACUCAACGGAGCAGUCGUCUUGUUGAUGAGGACAGGGUUUCACUUAAUAGUUAAUCAUUAAAGGACGAUUCUGGACUUCAUUCGACAAAAAAGCUUUUUAUUCUUAUAAAAAUCUAGAUUACUGUUACACUCAUGUAGGAGAUAUCCUCUGGAUAAUGUACACACACAUAAACUCUAUGUUCACAAAUAAUUCAGUCCUUCCAGGAGUAACAGCCAUCUGUGCUUCGCCAAAAAUGUUGUACUUAGGCUCAUUAAAAUCACAAUAUUAUUUGGCAGAUUACUUUACUAUUAUGUUUAUAAGUUCAUUUGUUUGAUAUUAUUGCUCUCUUUGAAAGGGAUAAGUGAGCGGUUGGUGCUAUGAUUUAUAAGUGUACUAGAUUAGUGGAUUGAAUGUACUAGAAACUGGAUUUAUUGCUCAGCAUGUAUGAAUCAUAGUAUUUAUGGGUUUUUGUUAUUGUCGUGUUUUGCUAAACCAUGUACGAAAUGAUCAAUUAAGUAUUGUUGUUAUUACUAUUUUCCAGUGUCAGUGGUAGCCUUUGGAUUCCUUACGCCUUACUAUUGCAUUCAAGAUCAUUUAAAUUCUUGACUCAUCAAAAAUUGUCAUUUUUGUUUAUUGCCUAAUUGUCAUUUAAGCAAGAAGGACUCGUUUUGAUUUUUUUACAUUUCAAUCUUAUUGCUCCAAUGUGUUUUGAUAACCAUUUUAAAUACCAAUUUGCAUUGUCUUUCAAGUGAAUAAAUAUUUUACAU
Messenger RNA from Pomacea canaliculata, 1478 nucleotides. RefSeq lists its product as uncharacterized. The record is from RefSeq and is a predicted model, not a curated record. The transcript has 6 exons. NCBI's taxonomy places the organism in Eukaryota, Metazoa, Mollusca, Gastropoda, Architaenioglossa, Ampullariidae. Bases 69 to 785 code for a protein of 238 amino acids.